Messenger RNA from Mustela lutreola (European mink), 2029 nucleotides. It is a transcript of the gene PIGC, whose product is annotated as phosphatidylinositol glycan anchor biosynthesis class C. The record is from RefSeq and is a predicted model, not a curated record. Lineage: Eukaryota; Metazoa; Chordata; Mammalia; Carnivora; Mustelidae. The coding region runs from base 836 to 1732 and encodes 298 amino acids. Gene Ontology annotation, cellular component: membrane; glycosylphosphatidylinositol-N-acetylglucosaminyltransferase (GPI-GnT) complex. The transcript has 2 exons. Gene Ontology annotation, biological process: GPI anchor biosynthetic process.
GGAGGAGUCUCCCUCGCAGACGCGCUGGCCGACCUGGUGUUUCUGACCCCGCGGUGUUCACUGCGCAGGAGAGUCCUUUGCAGCAGAGAGUGACUCGGAAGGCGGGCGAGCCCGGUCCCUGGGUUGAGUCUGGUGUUUCCGAGGCCCUCGGCCAGUACACCGGAGCCCGGGCCUUUCUGUGUUGUGCGGUUUACUCUUGUCUUCAGGCUGCCGCCUUUCCUCGUUUUUAAAUAGUCAUCGAUGCCUGUGAGAUCGCAGUAAAUAGAAGCUCCCGAUCCUGUCCCUAGGAAUUUGCAUUACUUGCAGCUGAAGGACGCAGUGACAGCGAGGGUUCGGGGUGCUCUGAAGCCCACCGCAGGCCUCGGGGGUAUGUGAACCCCGAGGUAACUGGUUUACAGGUCGACCUGCUGGGAAGCCGAGGCUUUGGGGUCAGACUUGGGUUUGAAUUUGGCUCCGUUGUUCACCACUGUUGAUUGGGUCUGAGGUUACCUGAGCAGUUUGAACCUCAGGUGUGUGCGUUUUUACUCAGAAGGAGGCAUUUUGCUAAUUACAGGGGAGCUAAUGCUGACCUGAGAGGUGGGGAUUGAGUGGAGGGAGCCCAGAAGGCGCUCGCUUUCAUAGGUUCACAGUCCUCCUUUUUCUAGGAACUUGGCUCAGAGAACAAGCUCAUCUACUGUAGGCCUGGCCUGGGUUGCUGCCUUUGAAACUCGGAACGACAUCAGCCACAGCACCGCAUGGAAUUUCCAGAAAGUUCUUAUUUAGAAACAUCAUAGAGAACAAGAGCCACCUGGACUGGUGCGAGGGAGCUUGCACCGGCCUGCGUCUGAGGGAGAGGAUGACGUGUGCCCAGCCUGUAACGAACGCGAGGGAGGCCAAGUGGCAGAAGGUCCUGUAUGAGCGCCAGCCCUUUCCUGAUAACUACGUGGACCGGCGUUUCCUGGAGGAGCUCCGGAAGAACAUCUACGCCCGGAAAUACCAGUACUGGGCUGUGGUAUUCGAGUCCAGCGUGGUGGUCCAGCAACUGUGUAGUGUCUGCGUUUUCGUCGUUAUCUGGUGGUAUUUGGAUGAGGGUCUUCUGGCCCCCCAGUGGCUUUUUGGGACAGGGCUGGCUUCUUCACUGAUUGGCUACAUUUUGUUUGAUCUCAUCGACGGAGGUGAAGGACGGAAGAAGAGCGGGAGGACGCGGUGGGCUGACCUGAAGAGCGCCCUCGUUUUCAUUACUUUCACAUACGGUUUCUCGCCAGUGCUAAAGACCCUGACGGAGUCCAUCAGCACUGACACCAUCUAUGCCAUGUCAGUCUUCAUGCUCUUAGGCCACCUCAUUUUCUUCGACUAUGGUGCCAAUGCUGCCAUCGUAUCCAGCACCCUGUCCUUGAACAUGGCCAUCUUCGCUUCCGUCUGCCUCGCGUCACGCCUGCCCCGGUCCCUGCAUGCCUUCAUCAUGGUGACGUUUGCCAUCCAGAUUUUUGCCCUGUGGCCCAUGUUACAGAAGAAACUGAAGGCGUGUACUCCCCGCAGCUAUGUGGGAGUGACGCUGCUUUUUGCGUUUUCAGCCUUGGGAGGCCUCCUGUCCAUCAGUGCUGUGGGAGCCAUCCUCUUCGCCCUUCUGCUGGUUUCCAUCUCUUGUCUCUGCCCUUUGUACCUCAUUCGCCUGCAGGUUUUCAAAGAAAACAUUCAUGGGCCUUGGGAUGAGGCUGAAAUCAAAGAAGACUUAUCCCGGUUUCUCAGCUAAGUUAGAGACUCGCAUUCUGUUAGGAAGGCAGGCUGCUAGACUGGCCUCCCACCUAGUGUAGGAUUUGAAGGCAGAGUCCCAUUGUGGAUGCAACGUACCGAUGCGGGUCGGGGAGCGGAGAUCAAAAGAAGAACCUGUAACCAAAGGCGUGGGUGGUGAAGGUGCUUGUCCCUUCUGUUAUUUUGUGGAUGAAGAAGCUUCCUGGGGCCUUCUUGAAUUCUUGCCUCUCACUCACUGUAACAAAUGAAGUCAUGUCGUUUCUAUUUAUUGAAAAAAAAAAAAUAAUACACCCAUUAA